AUGGUAUUCAAUGCUAACGCAUCUGUUUUAUCAAGGAGCAGGAAAUCUGUAGUUAAGAAGAAUGCGAAAAGUAACCGUGGUUCCACAAAUAUGUUAGAAUGUACAGAAGAAAACUCUAGAGAAAGCAACUUCAGAAAAUUUAUGUUUUCAAGGUUUGCUAAAGUGUUUCUUGUUGGUUGCUUAUAUAUGUUUUUGGAAAAUGGAAAUGUAUAUAAUAAUAAUACAGUCUCAGAAAGACAUUGGGGAAGUGUUAACGCAAGGAAGUUGGCAGAAGCCAACCUUAGGGGUGAACAGGGGGAAAAUGAUGAACACAUGCGCAAAGAUUUUGAACCACAGGAUAUGGCAAAUUUAUCACAACGAAAUUAUGGUACUGGGAACACAGAUGAUUCGGUUGACUCAUUGCAAGGAGGUGGAGAUUCAUCAAAUGCAUGGGAUGAGCACGGGAAUGAAUCCCUAGGUUUUGAUGAACAAAACUGGGGUUCAUAUUAUACGAAUAGUUAUGGAAAUUUCCCUCCAGCGGCUGACAAUGAACCGGACGCCCAUAGCGCAAGUACGUUAGAUAACGGAACGUUCAGAUAUGGUGAUAGCAAUGCUCAAGAGACUACGAUGGGAAGUACGCCAUCUUCCUUGGGUACUACUCCGAAUGAAUACUCCUUUGGUGGUGCACCAUCUGUGGGAUAUAAGGAAGCUGAUGGUGCUGUUGCUGGUACAUUACCUGGAACUUCUAACCUGAAUGAAGGUGUUUUUGGAUCCAAUGGAUCUACAGGAGGUAGUCAAGGUGAACAAGCGGCAGAUGACAAAUAUGCUGUUUUUGACAGAUUAUAUGAGGAUUACCUAGGACGUACAGAAGGAGCCUCUGGAUUAGCAGGCGUAGGUGCAAGUGGAAGUACUGGUUCAACGACAGAUGCAGCAGCAACGGGUGGUACAUGGGACGAUGGAUUAGGAAGUGGAUCAGAGGGCCAUUUGGACGGUGCAGCAGGAACUAGCACCACUGGUAGAUGGGACGGUGCAGCAGGAACUGGUGCCAGUGGUAGAUGGGACGGUGCAGCUGGAACUAGUGCCAGUGGUAGAUGGGACGGUGCAGCUGGAACUAGUGCCACUGGUAGAUGGGACGGUGCAGCAGGAACUAGUGCCAGUGGUAGAUGGGACGGUGCAGCAGGAACUAGUGCCAGUGGAACUAGUGCCAGUGGUAGAUGGGACGGUGCAGCAGGAACUAGUGCCAGUGGUAGAUGGGACGGUGCAGCAGGAACUAGUGCCAGUGGUAGAUGGAACGGUGCAGCAGGAACUGGCACCACUGGUAGAUGGGACGGUGCAGCAGGAACUGGUUCCAGUGGUAGAUGGCAUGAUGGAUUAGGAAGUGAUUCGGGGGUGCGAUUAGGCACAGGAUUUGGUGCUCCUACCAGCGCUAGACGUGAAAACAUCUUCAACAAGCCCUCUGAUCCAUAUAGACAAGUCGAAUCUAGAGCUCCAUCAGAUUCUAUGUGGUCUGGAUUUCAAGAUCAAUAUGAGUCCUUCGCAGAACCUAAAAUGAGUACAUCAUCAGGUAGCACAAGUGAUAUAUACCCAGGAGAUAUAUGGGCUCAAUAUAAGCAGGAACUUGAAAAUUACUCAGAUGCAAAAGAGGAAUUGGAAAAUAUUAAACACGAAAGGUAUUCUUCUGAAAGAUCCAGUAGCAGACAUCAUGAGCACAGGAGAUCGACAUGUGACAGAACUUCAAGUGGUCCUAGAUCUAAAGCAACAUCGGAUAACAGAGUACUUAAGUAUAACGAAAGGAAAGCAACCUCAGGCGACGAAUAUGACAGACGUCGUAAGGAAUCCAAAAUUCUGGAACAAGCCACCUCAAAACACAUCAGAGGGAUGAUUGACAAAUUAGGUAGUACAGUAAAUAUGAGGGACAUGUUCUACAUAUUUAACUCUUUGAUUAACCACGAAAGGAGAAAAUUCGUUAAUAUGGAAGAAGAUACCAUGUUAUUCUGGGAUAAAACAGCAAAAUCUUAUGGUCUGCCAGAUUACUAUAAAAAUAGACAGUGGAUGAAAGCUUUUGACGGUAUGACCAAAGAGUUGUUCUUGACCGAAAAAAAAUUAUUUGAUAGACUGUACCAAUUACUUCAAAAUGGAUUCUGCGCACGCACUCGAUUUAUUCAAUUUCUUAAGGAAACUAAGUAUAUAUGCGGUAGAAUGAGAAAAGAAAUUGAAGAUCAAUGGAAGGAAUAUUUAGUCAGCAAAGUGCGAGGAUUUUGGUAA
Molecule: messenger RNA, 2244 nt
Organism: Plasmodium fragile
Lineage: Eukaryota; Apicomplexa; Aconoidasida; Haemosporida; Plasmodiidae
Exons: 3
Coding region: 1-2244 (747 amino acids)
Source: RefSeq, a predicted model, not a curated record